This is a messenger RNA of Tachyglossus aculeatus (Australian echidna), 2094 nucleotides long. RefSeq names its product NIMA related kinase 11 (gene NEK11). The transcript is spliced from 16 exons. The record is from RefSeq and is a predicted model, not a curated record. Gene Ontology annotation, molecular function: ATP binding; protein kinase activity. NCBI's taxonomy places the organism in Eukaryota, Metazoa, Chordata, Mammalia, Monotremata, Tachyglossidae. The coding region runs from base 150 to 1988 and encodes 612 amino acids. Gene Ontology annotation, biological process: protein phosphorylation.
UUCCUCCUCCUCCUCUUCGGGAAAGAGAAAGGGGAAAGGUGUUUUCCUGUGAUCACUGCUUGGCUGAAAACAAACAUUUAAUGGGAAACUUGAAUUUUAAGUCUCUAUGAAUGAAUCACUGAAUAAACCUGGUCUCUGUUACUGGAGCAAUGCUUAAGUUCCAAGAGACCUCCAGAUGUAUGAAUGUAUCAAAAUCUAUUUCUACUUAUUCAAAGACCUUGAUUGCAAGAAGAUAUGUUCUUCAGCAGAAGCUCGGCAGUGGAAGCUUUGGGACUGUCUAUCUGGUUUCAGAUAAGAAGGCAAAGCAAGGAGAAGAAUUAAAGGUUUUGAAGGAGAUCUCCAUUGGAGAGCUAAAGCCCAAUGAAACAGUGCAGGCAAACAUGGAAGCCCUGCUCCUCUCCAAGCUUGACCACCCUUCUAUAGUCAGGUUUUACACAAGCUUUGUGGAGCAAGAUAACUUCUGCAUCAUCACCGAAUACUGCGAGGGUCGAGAUCUCGACUGUAAAAUUCAAGAAUACCGUGAAGCUGGGAAGACCUUUCCUGAAGGCCAAAUAUUAGAAUGGUUCAUACAACUGUUACUUGGCGUUAACUACAUGCACAAAAGGAGAAUACUUCAUAGAGACUUAAAAGCAAAGAAUAUAUUUUUGAAAAACAACCUUCUUAAAAUUGGGGAUUUUGGAGUUUCCCGUCUUUUAAUGGGGUCCUGUGAUCUAGCAACCACAUUUACUGGGACUCCUUACUACAUGAGCCCAGAGGCACUGAAACAUCAAGGUUAUGACACCAAAUCUGACAUUUGGUCACUGGCAUGCAUUUUGUAUGAGAUGUGCUGCGUCAAUCAUGCUUUCACUGGUCACAACUUCUUAUCUAUUGUUUAUAAAAUUGUCGAAGGUGAGACGCCCUCCCUUCCUGGUAGAUAUCCAAGAGAACUUAAUGAAAUCAUGCAGAGCAUGUUGAGCAAGAAUCCAUCAUUGAGGCCCUCAGCAAUAGAAAUAUUAAAAAGCCCUUACAUCGAUGAACAAGUACAGCACAUGAAGUGUAAAUAUUCAAACAUGGUACUAGAAGACAAGAGACUGAAUUGUGAGAAGGAAGCUGAUCGUAUUGUUAGUGCUGUGCAGAAAAAGGUCCAUCUUCAAACUCUGCGAGACUUCUCUGAAGUGCAGAAAAUGACUCCACGUGAGAGGAUGAGGCUGAGAAAGCUACAGGCCGCUGAUGAGAAAAUAAAGAAGCUCCAAAAGCUGGCAGAAGAAAAAUAUCAAGAAAAUAGUACCCGAAUGCAAGAAUUAAGAUCUCGCCACUUCAAGCAGCCGAGUCUUGAUGUGCUCCAUGAAUCCCAUGAACAGACUUCAGAGCACUUAAUUGCGUCUCAGCCAGGCACUUCUUGGGACUCCAGAGCCAUAAGAUAUGAUAAGACGAGUGGAAAGGAAAUACCAGGCAGACUACUUGAAUUUAAAUCAGAGGAGCACGAAAUUCCUGAAGAUCCCCUUGUAGCGGAAGAAUAUUAUGAUGACGUGUUUGAUUCCUGUUCUGAAGAGAGUGAGGAGGAAGUGGAAGAGAAAAUUCAGGAAGAAAUGGUGGACUAUGAAACAUCCCAGACAGUUAUAGCAAAUCAACAGGACAGUGAUGUUGAAGCAAUGGUCAGGUAUUUGGAGAAUAUCCUGGAGUGCAGCUCUCUAGACAUGAGGACUGUCAGCAAUGUGGCUACAGGCGGGCCCGAGGGACCAAGACCUCUUAACAGCACCAUGGCUGAGACCAAGAUGAAGCGCAUGAAGGAAACAGCCAUCCAGAAGCUGGGAGCGGAAGUAUUUGAGAAGGUCUAUGGUUAUCUCAAGGGGGCAAGGCAACAAAGCACCAGUGAAGAUGAGAUCCGAGCCUGUCUGGAGAAACUAGUGCCACGGGCCAGUGACUGUUUUGAGGUGGACCAGCUCCUUUACUUUGAGGAGCUGCUGCUUGCCAGAGGAGAGGACCCAGUGAUGCAGAACCUUCUUUAAUUAGCAGAACUGACAUGUAAUCAGGGGUGUGAUACUAAUAAACAUAUGUUUUUACUGUGUUACGGGAAAGGAAGAUAUUGCUGAAGUACCCAUUUGCCUUCUCACU